Messenger RNA from Eutrema salsugineum, 435 nucleotides. Its product is annotated as DUF724 domain-containing protein 2. The record is from RefSeq and is a predicted model, not a curated record. Bases 1 to 435 code for a protein of 144 amino acids. The transcript has a single exon. NCBI's taxonomy places the organism in Eukaryota, Viridiplantae, Streptophyta, Magnoliopsida, Brassicales, Brassicaceae.
AUGGAUGAGUUCGUGAAAGGAGAUAAAGUGGAAGUAUGCAGCAAAGAAGAAGGUUACGUGGGGUCUUACUUCGAGGCCAAGGUAUUGUCGAAGCUUCCCCACAGAAACUUGUACAAGGUUAAGUACAAGAAUCUUGUGACGGAGGGUGAAGAUCCUCUGCCACUCAUCGAAAUCAUCUCCGCCGACGAGCUCCGUCCGAUGCCUCCCAAAUUAUCUCAGCCGUUGACGUUUCACCGCGAUGACAAGGUUGAUGCUUUCGACUUAGACGCGUGGUGGGUCGGUUACAUCACCGGCCGGAGAGGCAAUUUUUUCUCAGUUUACUUUGAGACGACCAACGAGAAGUGCGAAUACUCACUUGAACGUAUGAGGAGGCAUCUCGAUUUGGUUAAUGGACACUGGGUUUCUUCAGCAACAAGGCACCACUUAUAUUCUUGA